This is a messenger RNA of Sipha flava (yellow sugarcane aphid), 909 nucleotides long. Its product is annotated as DTW domain-containing protein 1. Gene Ontology annotation, cellular component: nucleus. The transcript is spliced from 5 exons. Gene Ontology annotation, biological process: tRNA modification. Gene Ontology annotation, molecular function: tRNA-uridine aminocarboxypropyltransferase activity. Bases 138 to 872 code for a protein of 244 amino acids. The record is from RefSeq and is a predicted model, not a curated record. Lineage: Eukaryota; Metazoa; Arthropoda; Insecta; Hemiptera; Aphididae.
CGCAUUCGCACACGAUGUGACCCGCGAUGGUACCCGGUUUCGUUAGAUUUUUCGGUCCACCGGCUUAGACCUGGUGCUGGACUAGUGCGCCGGCAUCGGUUUUCGGGGUGGUUUUUCUUUUACUCUUCGCGCAAACGAUGGACGCUUUUGACGGCAUGGACAUCUCGGACGAUUGGCAAAUUCUGUUUACCAUCAACGAACGACAACCGUGUCGUAAAUGUUCAAAGUCUAGGAAAUACUUCUGCUACACGUGCUACACACUGAACGCCGAUUUGGAAAACAAAAUCCCGAGACUCCAGCUUCCGUUCAAAAUCGAUAUCAUCAAACACAGGCGAGAAAUUGCCGGCAAAAGCACUGCGAUUCACGCUGCACUUCUAGCACCCGAUGAUGUUACCAUCUACAUCUAUCCGAACUUACCUAAAUACACCAAGGACAAUAAGGUGAUCCUUGUUUACCCAAGAAAAACUGCUGUCACCUUAAAAGAUAUCUAUAAUUCAAACAAAAAAUCAGAAGAUAACCAUACAAAGAAUUCAAACCGGUUCAUUACACAUGUAUUGUUCAUCGAUAGUACAUGGAGUCAAAGCAAAGGAAUUCUAAAAGAUCCAAUAUUAUCAGGAUUUCCAUGUGUCAGACUACAAACAAGACUAUCUCAAUUUUGGAGACAUCAAAAGGGUACUCCUAGAUGGUAUUUAUCUACUAUUGAAUCUAUCCAUCAAAUACUUAUCGAAUAUACAGAAGCUGAAGACCAAGAAAACAAAUCUCUCAACAAUUAUGAUAAUAUGUUAUUUUUCUUUCGGUUCAUGUAUGAAAAAAUUCAUCAAUUAUAUGAACAUGAUAAGCUAAAAGCUUACAGACGACCAGUUAAUAUAUAAUAAUGUUUCUGUGCAAUUAUAUUUGUUUUUAUAUUUU